Messenger RNA from Pneumocystis murina B123, 537 nucleotides. RefSeq lists its product as hypothetical. Lineage: Eukaryota; Fungi; Ascomycota; Pneumocystomycetes; Pneumocystales; Pneumocystaceae. The transcript is spliced from 6 exons. The coding region runs from base 1 to 537 and encodes 178 amino acids. The record is from RefSeq and is a predicted model, not a curated record.
AUGUCUAUGUUGAAAAUUCAUAAUAUAAAAGAAUUAUCAGAUACUGAGAAGAAAAAACAUAAAAUUAGUGCAGCUCAAAUCCGAGUUCAAAAAGAUAUUACUGAACUUCUUAUGCCAGAGACAAUGAAAAUAGAAUUUCCAGAUCUAGAUGAUUUUUUAAAUUUUUAUCUUAUAAUUAGACCAGAUGAGGGUUUUUACAAAGGAGGAUCUUUUUGUUUUAAAUUUAAUAUUAAUGAAAAUUAUCCUCAUGAUCCUCCUAAAGUUAAGUGUACACAAAAAAUUUAUCAUCCAAAUAUAGAUUUAAACGGAAAUGUUUGUUUAAAUAUUCUGAGGGAAGAUUGGAAGCCUGUUCUCAGUCUUAGUGCUAUUAUGUUUGGUUUACAAUAUCUUUUUCUUGAUCCGAAUACGGAAGACCCUCUUAAUAAAGUUGCAGCAGAUGAUUUAAGAAAUAAUCAAGAAAGUUUUCAACAAAAUGUACAAAUUUCUAUGAGAGGCGGAUAUGUUCUGUCUGAAAUGUUUGAAAAUGUUUUUUCUUAA